Messenger RNA from Lichtheimia ornata, 747 nucleotides. RefSeq lists its product as uncharacterized. NCBI's taxonomy places the organism in Eukaryota, Fungi, Mucoromycota, Mucoromycetes, Mucorales, Lichtheimiaceae. Gene Ontology annotation, biological process: anaphase-promoting complex-dependent catabolic process; protein K11-linked ubiquitination. Bases 1 to 747 code for a protein of 248 amino acids. Gene Ontology annotation, cellular component: anaphase-promoting complex. The record is from RefSeq and is a predicted model, not a curated record. The transcript is spliced from 6 exons.
AUGUCAGACGACCGAGAACACUAUGGCAACCUCUUCCCUUCCGACGACGAAGGCAACUCUUCAGACAACACAAUUGAACAACAUGCUCCUUCUGGCUAUAUGGAUCUCGAUGAAGACUUGAGAGACGAGGAAGAGGAGGAGGAAGAAGAAGACGUGAUCGACGAUGAAGGUCAUCGACUCGACGAUUCAGCACGCGAAAAGAACGCCAUGCAAAUCUAUACUGAAACACAUCCCGAUCUUGAGCAAAAGUCGUCUGGGGGUCGUGAGAUUGCCGAACAUGAAGCUAUUUGGUCCGUAUCCACCUAUCGUGAGGAUUGGGGUGUCGAGAAACUACGCGACAAUAAUCCAUUGACCUAUUGGCAAUCCAAUUGCCCGAAUCCAAAAGCACCCCACACAGUAGACUUGUAUUUCCAUCACGCUACUUUCAUCAAGCAAGUAUCGAUUUUCAUUGAUUUCUAUCAAGAUGAGAGCUAUACCCCAAAGCAUAUUUCAAUUCGUGGAGGAAUCACUUAUCGGGAUUUGCAUGAAAUCACGUCAUUAGAAUGCGAAGGAACGGUUGGAUGGCAAAAUGCGGAUCUUGUGGAAGCUACUGGGGAGCCUGUACGAUUGUUCCAUCUGCAGAUUGCAAUCCUCAAUACACACCUGAAUGGACGAGACACCCAUAUCCGCCAACUCAAAGUUUACUCGGUUCUUCCGCAAUAUUUGACCCAAAAACCAGUACCUGAAAGGAUACGUGGCCUGCGAUAA